GUAGCUCCCAAACUCUCACUCUCUCGUGUUGCUCUCGGAGCGCAAACAAGAAGGAAGAGACUGAAGAAGAGCAUGAAGAAGAGCAUGAAGAAGAGCCUAAAGAAGAGCAUGGAGUUCUCCCGUCUCUUUGCCGUCAUAGUGAGUGCACUCUUCCUCCUGAUGGUGCAGUUCACGGUGGGUCACCCCUAUCGAGUGGAUCCCAACGGUCUUCGAUUCAAAAGAAGCGCAAUGCCUCAUGCGGAUGCACAUCCCUACCCGUACGCGUAUCCGUUCGCGGAUGCACACCCAAAUGCACUGUACGGCGACCCGCCGGGAGGGAGGGCGAGGAAACACAAUUAUCCGUGGACUCAGCGGCAAAACGGCGAGCGGACCGCCUGACCCGAGGACCGAGGGACGUCGUCGAUGAAGAACAAGCUCCCCCACCCGUCUACGACAUGCACAGUCGAGUCCCUUCUUGGGGACCUCGACGGAAC
Darwinula stevensoni is the source of this 473-nucleotide messenger RNA. The record is from the annotation of a GenBank genome assembly. NCBI's taxonomy places the organism in Eukaryota, Metazoa, Arthropoda, Ostracoda, Podocopida, Darwinulidae.